Molecule: messenger RNA, 6023 nt
Organism: Myxocyprinus asiaticus (Chinese sucker)
Lineage: Eukaryota; Metazoa; Chordata; Actinopteri; Cypriniformes; Catostomidae
Product: Krueppel-like factor 8
Exons: 6
Coding region: 2074-3387 (437 amino acids)
Biological process (GO): regulation of transcription by RNA polymerase II
Molecular function (GO): RNA polymerase II cis-regulatory region sequence-specific DNA binding; DNA-binding transcription factor activity, RNA polymerase II-specific
Source: RefSeq, a predicted model, not a curated record
UGAUGUAAGAGAAAAUUGCUCAAUUUUUAAUUAAAAAAACAUAAAUUUUAUGUUCAUGCAUGGUACUUAAAUAAUACUUGUAAAAUAAUUCUGUAACAAAAAUAAACAAGGGAAAGAUUGGGCAAUCCUGCCUAACAUAUAUAAAAUCUCCUGUCAUAUCAAAUCAUAUAUUAUACAUAUAAAAUAUGUUAGAGGUUUCAAGGUUAAUUAUGUGUUCCAAAUUAAUCUAUAAUAUAUUACUGUUAAUAUAAGUAUCACCAUAAUCAUUUAAUUUGAGGGACUGCAACAGAAAUUCAUACCCAAUAGUGACAAUGCUUUAUAAGUAAAAUGCUUUAUUAUUAUUUUUUUCAACAAGCUUUCGAAUUUCCAAAUUCUUAAAUCUAACAUAAGUAUUAUAUUAUUGUAAUAUGCCAUCCCUUUAUGAAACAUGAAAAAAAAAUAAAAAAUCAUAGCCAUGUGUAUAGAUGAAGAUACUGUUUACAAACAAAUGCUCCGCCUCACCCCUUCUGGGUUCUUUUGGUAGCCCAGAAAAGAACUGGGUAGGGCUGCACCAGCUGUGUGUAAGGUCUCACUUAAGUUGAGACAUAAAGUUCACACUAAGAGCUUAGUAUCUACUAGAUAGUUUGUAACUAAGUCAGUGCUUUAUUUGUUUGCACCACCUGUUCUUAAGGCAAGACUUAACUAGCAGGUCAUAAACUCUCCGUAAAGUAAUAUUAUUGCGUUUACCUGUAUUGAUCCAAUAAGCAGCCUUCAAAGUUGAACACAGAAGUGUUAAAAAGCUGUGCAUUUCAGUUUGAUUUUGUUACGGUUAAUGUUCACACCUUGUUUGCUCAACUGUCAGUUGUAAUAAAUUAUAUCCCCAUUAAAAUAUGAUACGUAAUAAAAACAAGAUUUCAUUAAUGGUAUAUUUAGCCUAUGUAAAUAACAAUAUUCAAUAACUGUAUCUAAAAUGAAUAAGGGACAAUAAAUUCUAAUAACCUACAACAGGCUGGAAAAAUAGACAUUUAUUCAUUUUAAUAUCUAUUUCGUAUGUUGAAACUUGGCAGAGUACACAGGAAAGUGCACCAUUAAAUCGGUUUCAUGCUGAAGUAGUACAUUUUUAACAUAAUGUUUUCUCCCGUAAAUGUAAACAAGUGUAUUCAUUUAAAUGCCAACAUCAUACUGUAUGUCGAAAGUACUGAAGCCUGUCAACCAAAACAUGAGCUCAUUGAUGUCAUUAAAUGAGUCUGCUUUUUUAUUCCAUCUGUUACUUCUGAAUGGAGGCUUCCAUAAAUAUUUAGUUUAUAAGUAGGGUUACGUCCUACCUAAGUUUAAUGGUGCAAUGCUCAAAUAGUUAGUAGUGCGUACAUUUUGACUUAGUGCCUGUUUACGCCACAACUAGGUUAAGUUGUAUCGUACAUAUAGCUGGUGCAACCGGCCCAAGAUCCCGUCUCCACCACCGCAGCACAUGGACUAAACAUGUUUGUGAAAGGAUAAAUGAAUAAAAAUAAUGUCAUACUGCUUAAAUGAUGUCUUUGCAUUUAUUUUGAAUGCAGUGUUGUUCAAUCGAAUGAUAUGGAAUAUGGUCAUAUUGAAGAAAGAAUAUUAUUGUGGGUUAAUAAUUUAAGCAGUAAAGACACAUAUUGCAUGUCUAAUGGUAGUUUUUGUUUUUAUAUAUCACAUUUCUUAGGAUUUAGAAGUGUGUUAAACAUGUGAGGAUGUGUAUUCAUCAACCUGUUACAUGUCUGACAUAACCAUCCAGGCUCACUGAACUAAGUUUAACUUGUUUUGCUGUUUAAGAAAUUUCAGAAAAGAACCCACAUAAUUUCUUCACUGUAAACCAUAGAUAAACCAUUUAUAAUAACUUUUAUUAACAUUAAAAUACAUUAUUACAUUCUAUAAAGCUUAAAAGAUGAUUAAAACUGCAGCGCUGCCGAUUUCCACCAUUGAAAUCUGCUGCUGGAAAGAACCCGGGAGCGCGGUUUCCUGCGGUAUGACGUCAGAGUAAUUUCAUCCAUAUUAACAUAAGACCGCCCACAUUAAUAGCCCGCCCAGUCCCGGUGAAACGGUAAAGCAGAAGUGUUAUUCCUCGUCAUGGAAACACCAAAAGAUACUAACAACUCAGCUGAUAAGUAUUUGUGGGGGAAAUACAUCAAACAUUGUGCCAUUCCUGGCUGUAGGAUUUCAUCUGCAACUCUGCAUGCCCUUCCAAAGGAUCCCAGCAUUAGAAACGAGUGGCUGAAGUUUCUUUAUAAGGAGGUUCCUGCUCGUUUCAGUUCGAACCUGCUGGUCUGUUCGGCACAUUUCAUCCCGGGCUGUUUUGUGAACCGCUCACAAUUUAAUGCAGGCUUCGCAAAGAGGCUGGUAUUAAAGGACGGAGUAGUUCCGACUAUAUUCCACCCGACAGAAAAGCAGCAACCCUGUCAGACGAGUCCGAAGAAUUCCACUGCAGCCACCUCUGAGCCGGCUGAGGAGAUGCCAUCCAUACAGAUCAAGCUGGAGCCAGAGGAGGUGGAGUGUGUGGUGAAAGAGGAGCCGUUAGAUGAUUGUCCCGAACCUACAGACUUCAAAAUCAAAUCCUCGCCACCUCCACUCUGUGACAUCAGCACCCAACCAGCCGAUGCCGACCAGACGGAACCUGUGGACCUGUCCCUCAACAAGCCCCGCCCUUCCCUUCCAGUCGCCACGGCAACCUCGACCUCCUUAAACCCGCCACCCCAGAACAUCAUUCCCACUGUGCUGUCACCGGGCUCCAUCCUGGCAUCCACAGGGGUUGGAGGUCAACAGAUCCUGCACGUCAUCCACACCAUACCCUCCGUGAGCAUGCCCAGUAAAGUUGGGCAGCUGCAGACCAUCCCUGUGGUGGUCCAGUCUUUACCGGUGGUCUACACGACUGUACCCACAGACGGACUGGCCACCACAGCCAUCACCGUGCCUCUCAUUGGGAGCGACGGGCGGUCGGAUGGAACAGUGCGUAUCAAGCCAUGCUCAGCCUCUCCAGUCGAGUUUCAGAGUGACAGUGAUGCAGAAAGUGGCACGGAGUCUGGAUCAGCCUCUUUUAUCACACAAGGGAUAGAUGGCAGUAUGAAUAUGGAUGUGGACAUUCAAAUUGACCCUGACUCUCCGGAAAUGAAAAGAAGGCGCGUGCACAUGUGCGAUUACGAUGGCUGCAACAAAGUCUACACCAAGAGUUCACAUCUAAAAGCCCACCGCAGGAUACACACAGGUGAAAAGCCGUACCAGUGCACUUGGGAGGGCUGCACCUGGCGCUUUGCCCGCUCGGACGAGCUGACACGGCACUUUCGUAAGCACACCGGCAUCAAGCCCUUCCGUUGCACCGACUGCGACCGCAGCUUCUCCCGCUCUGACCACCUGGCGCUUCACAGACGCCGCCACGUCAUGAUGUGAAACUCACUCUGCCGCGCCCUCCCUGGCCCUCACCUCCCUGCCUGCUCCUCAGGAGAUGCAUGCCCACCCAGAGGGUUCCAAACGCUGUUCCAAACCCCUGUCUCCGGAUAUGAACCUUUGUUGAAUAUGGAGAAGGGGUGGCACAGUCAUAAUGGUGACCCCUUUUGGUCAGAACAUGGACACGGUGUUCUGCCAUGCUUCCUGAAGCUACAAACCACCCGUCCACUAAUGACCUCCACCACCAUCUCAAUGCCUGGUCAUAUUAGCCAUUACUUAAAGGGACUAAAAGAAAGGCAAACUGCAAGCAGCACUGCUGUAAGCAAAGAGUGAUAUUUGGGGAAGAUACCCCCUCCCUCUCCCCCACCCCCCUCCUUAUUGAGAGGAUGAUUCUUUUAAAAACAAGUAUGGAAAAUGAUUGCCGCUAAAGUUGAGGAAGCUAAAGAUUUAAUAUAAGAUAACAAAAAAAGUCUAUGUACCAUAACUUUUGAUAAUUUUAACGAGAAAAGUAGGUUGGAGAAGCAUUGACAGCUGCCUUGAUUAAUUCUUACAUUUAAUCUGAACUUUUUGUUGUCCUGAAUUUGUACACACAAGCUAGUUUGUGCGUGGAUGGGAGUUGGGUGUGUUGUUGUGUCUUAUUUACCCAUCUAUUUUAACCCAUGAGUAGUAGAGGCAGGGGGCUGACAAGACUGUGAAUUUUUGUACUUUUUAUUUUCUUGAUAGUAUCUGUUGUCUGAGCAUCUUCCCCCCAAAAAUUGUUUAGCACAAAAACAGUAUUUGUGUUCUUUUUCAAAAGUAAUUUUGCUAUUGCAAAUAUUGGCAACUAACUGAAUUAACAUCAAUCAAAAGGUGUUCUUUAUCUUUUUUCUAACCUUCAAAUAUUCUUUGAAAAGGCUGUGAAAAACGUUUUAAAAAGAAAACUCACAGGGAAGGGGGGAGCUUACUAAAUUGGUGUGUGUGAGUGCGUGUCUGUGUGUAGAAGCACAGUUGUUUGCAUAUUUGUAAAGAAGACAUAAUCAGAGUUAUAAUAGGAGAGGUGUGUUGUAGGCACAUGCUGUUACUUAUAGCCCAUCAGAGCCUUAAUUGAAGUAAAUGUGCAAGUCUAAUUUGCACAACGGGUUUUCAGAGUACCUCGGGGUUCAGUGUUGGGCCCUCUUUAGUUUUGUGAGGCACCCUGAAAAUCCAUGUUUGCACCUAGAUUACAUUGACAAAACUUUUUUCAACAGUUUCAGCUCGUGCUCUGGGUUCACUUGAUUAUGCAAAAAUACCCAAAAUACGCCCACCAUCCCCCCAAAUGCUGUUGAUGUUAUUUGAUGUUGAUGUCAUGAAAUGUUGGGUGCAGUCAACACAGAUCUGUGAGGAGAGGGUAUCACGGAUGCAUUAUUUCUCCCUUCAAGCUAGCACUCAUAGCCAUUGUCAUAAUUUCAAUUGCUAUAGCAGCUGAUAAAGAGUGCUUAUUAUGCCUUUUUUAAGAAACACUGCUUGUUCGAUUCCAGCCUUUGAGAGUUAAGAGCAUGUCUGCAACAGCUGCAUGAUCUUCGGUCCGAGAGCAAUGCAAUCUUCAGAUUUUCUAUCAUUCUCUCGCUUAAAGUCUAAAAUGUUACGAAGCACAUCUUUCUAGAAGAGUAUAUGCAUUUGAUUGUGAUCCUUUUUUAAACUGUUCAUAGACAUACAGAUGAUUAAUGAAUAAUUAAAGAAUAAAUGUACAUACUGUAUAUAAUCGACGAAGUUCUGAAUAAAUGUAACAGGUGGAUUUCUAUUUUUAACAAUGACUAGACAAUGUGAAAUAUUCAUGUUUUUUCUUUUUUUUGUUGGUUUUUAAAAUGUUUUUUUUGUUGUUGUUUUUGCUUUUUUAAUCCUAUGAAUAAGCCCUCAAUGUGUUUUACACCUGUGUUGCAUGGAGAGUAGGUUUUAUUUUCCUUUGUGAAGUUGGUGAGUAUGUCAAAGUAUUGAUGCCCUGACAGACGUGGCCUACAAGCACUGAUAAUCCACAGUUUUAUUUCCAUGUGCAACCAUGGCCAUUUGUUGCACAUAAAUGGCCUGUUUCUAAUUACAAAAAGACAUUUACAAUAACUGUUAAUGAAUACCUCAUUCAAACUGUUGUAUAUAUCCCAUCAUAUCAUCCUAAAUUGGGAUUAUUCCAUUCUAAACUGACUAUAUUUCAUGGCAUUAAUUUAGGAGUAGAUCCCCCUCUUUAAAAAUAAAUAAAAAUGCACCCACGACAUAAAUGUGACAUCUGAGCAUGUUUGCUUUCAUCACUUGUAUCUGAUUUGUUUAAAAACAAAAAAGUGUGCAACCUUAUGCUCAAAUCAUGAAUAGGGCUUGGGUUUUGUGUGAGUGUAUGUGUGCAAGUGUGGUUAUCAUAAAAUUCUCUUUUAAACUUUCAGAAUCAUAGGUAUUUUAUAUUGAAUGCAGUAAAUUAUGGGCCAGUACUAUAUUACUCAGUGCAAUGCAGUUAUCAUUAUAAAAAACAAGUAAUUAAUGUUAAUUCUUUUGUAUUUGUACAGAACAAGUGUGUAAAGAUCAUUGAGGAAAAUGCAAGCUUUUUGAUACUGUGAGAAAUGGUGUUUAAAGUCAGUUUCCCCCUGUACAGUUGUGAUUACCCACUUCUUUUAUAUAAUAAAAUGUUUUUGGUGCAA